Lucilia sericata (common green bottle fly) is the source of this 1035-nucleotide messenger RNA. Its product is annotated as odorant receptor 45a-like. Gene Ontology annotation, biological process: detection of chemical stimulus involved in sensory perception of smell; sensory perception of smell. The transcript has 4 exons. The record is from RefSeq and is a predicted model, not a curated record. NCBI's taxonomy places the organism in Eukaryota, Metazoa, Arthropoda, Insecta, Diptera, Calliphoridae. Gene Ontology annotation, cellular component: plasma membrane. Gene Ontology annotation, molecular function: olfactory receptor activity; odorant binding. Bases 1 to 1035 code for a protein of 344 amino acids.
AUGGGUAUCGAUAUUAAUAAUCUUAAAAGGAGCAAAUUAUUGAAGGAUUAUAGAAAAUUUUUCUUACUAAUUGGUUGUACAAUUUAUUUGGAAUAUGGUUUAAUUAGUUUUGCGACUCAAAGUGUUUCUAACAUAGAUAAAGCCACCGGGGCUUUAUCCAUGUUCAAUCAGGGCUGUUUGAUAUUAAUUAAAAUAUCGGUGUUCUUGGCUAAGGGAGGUAAAUUUAUGAAAUUAAUUUGGGAUAUGAAUCUAUUGGCGAUGAGAGCCAAUUCGGAGGAGUACAAAAAAUGGCUGUCUGAAAAUCAAAGGUCUCAGUUAAUUGGAAAAAUGUACUUUUAUGCCUGUUGGGUAGCGGUGGGUUGCGCUGGCAUAGUACCUAUAACAUUCAUGAUUUAUGACUAUAAACAAAAUGGAGGUUUUAAUAAGAAACUACCCUUUGGUGGCAAAUUUCCUUUUGAUCAGGGUGGCUUUAUUAUGUUCGCUCUUAACUAUAUUUUAUCCUUGAUCUAUAUCUAUGCUUUGCUCAAUAUGACUGUGGGCAUUGAUACUCUCUAUGGCUGGUAUAUAUACAAUAUAUCGGCCCAUUUUCGCAUAUUAAGAUGUAAAGUGGAAAGUGUUGCUUUAAAGCUAAAAGAUAAUGAUAAUGAAAAUUUUACCCGUGACUUAGGUACAAUCGUUUAUUAUCAUAAUAAAACAUUAGAUUUUACUCAAGGUUUGAAUAACAUUUUUGGUGAAAUUUUAUGGGCUGAGGUUAUGCUGAGUUGUUUGCAAAUGUGUUUUGUCCUCUAUACGCUCAAUAAUGAUGACGAUGUCUCCAAUAUGCCAUUUAAUUUUAUGGUUCUGGUAGCGGUUGUGAUGCAAUUAAUGAUUUAUUGUUUUGGUGGUGAGAAAAUUAAGAAUGAGAGCUUAAUGUUGAGUUCGGAUUUUUAUUUGUAUUUUCCUUGGCAUAAAAUGUCUGCUCAACAAAAGAAACUAAUGCUGUUACCCUUGAUGCGUUCGCAAAGGUUGUCAGUAUUGAGGGGUUUGUUUUUUUGA